UACGCGGCCUACCUGCGCAGACUCGUUGAUGUCCGGUUUGUGCCAAAACCUGCGCAUGGUUCGACAGCCACCAACCCGCUAGUCUGCCCCCACCAUCGCGCCGAAGAAAUUGCGCCUCAACCCCGUCCCCUCAACACCUCCGGCCUCCCACACUCGAGACAUCUCGCCGCGUGCGAUGAACGACGCGGACGGGCCAGCAUGGUCUGGCGCGGAACAAUUCGACGCCAUCGGUGCGGCUGCCGAGCACGACUUUGGCAGCCUCAUCGACUUCGAUGAUAUCGACCUCGGCGACUUCAACAAAUUCAACCAGAUCGACUUUGGCGAUGGACAGGAUGCACAAUUGGGCGAGCUCGCGGAGAGCCUGGACGUACAGCACCUGCACAACCCCUUCAGUCCGGCCGGAGUAUCACAGGAGCAUCGUGGUGGGGCUGGCGGACCGCAGCAGCGCGGCAUGGACACUCACGGCAUCCCAACGACCGGGGACAACUUCUUCCAAUUCAGCAUGCCGCCCUAUAGCCAAGCAAAUGCCCCGGUAUUCGGUCAGGCGCAGGAGCAGAUGUAUCGCCCGCAUCAUGCCGUCCCUCCCACACCGAACAGCACAGAAAUGCACGGCGACCCAGGCCGGUACUUGCACCAGAUGGAUCCGCAGCAGGCCAUGUUUGACCAGCGCUAUCAGAUGAGGAAGGACGAGACAUUCACGCCUCUCGUCUCCCCGGCUGUUACCCCUCACGAAGCGCGCUUCCAGGUGCAAGAGUUGACCACGGUGCCAGGCGCAUACUUCAGUCCGCUAACCUCGCCGGCCCUUAAUGCGCAGAGUCACCAACAGACACAGCACCACUCGAGCCAAUACACCACCUCUGGGAGCUCUACGGGAGCGUCGCCCGUCGAUGUGGACAUGGAAAUACUCGGCGAGGCGGCAAUGGCCCCAUCAGAGCAGGGCAGGAAGCUGAGAAGCUCGAACCGGAGGACCGCACCACGGCCAUCCACCGCUGCCGGACGCGUACGGCAGUCACCCAUUGUGAAACCGGGACGGCGGAAAGCAACAGUGUCAUCACUCAUACCCCCCAAGGAGGUGACGGAGCUGAUGCAGGAGGCACGGGCGAGUCGCCCUUCGUCAAGUGGUCUACAGGCACCCCGCAGCCGCGAGGGCUCAGAGGCCGAUUCAAUAUCUCCCGAGCCUCUGCUCGAGAUGGGCCCGCCACCCAAGCCCGGCUCCGUGACACAGUCACCCGCGAUGAUGGCACAGAGCAAACACACCUUGGGCCAAGGUGUCGUCCCUGCCACACCUGCAUCCUUGAUGCGCAUUCACCCGUCACCUACUUUUGGUGCUCCAGAUGUGCCCCCAACACUAGAUGAUCUGACAUUGCCGGAGGCGUCCCUGGACAGGCAACCGUUGGAGCGUAUAGACACUUCCGUCCUAGAUGGCGAUCAAGAUACCCCUCGACUAUCCGCUCGAAAGACGCCCAAAUUAGGACCGCUCAGCACACCGUCCGCUUCCUUAGCGCAGUCUGGCAAGCCUAGUCCUAUGCUUAGCGCUGUUUCGUCCCCGACCAGCCCCGCAUUCGCGUCAGGUACAAGUAGAAGGGGGGAGCCGAAAUCUAGUCGCAAUUCGAAGAAGAGAAAUAGCGUAAGCUCGAAUCUGGUCAGCCCUGCGCUGAGGCCGAAGAUCUCACCCAGCAUCAAACCACUGCUUCCAGAAGGUGCGGUCUCUGAUGACACUCAUGCACUUCUGCUCGCUUCCAAGUCCAAUUACCAGAAUAUUCUUGAUGGCACAACUGUUCCCGGCGUUAUCUAUCCGACUUCGCUCUCUACGAACCUAACUUCAAAACGAACCUCACACAAGAUUGCCGAGCAAGGCCGUCGGAACCGCAUAAAUACGGCUCUUCAAGAGAUGCAGGCGCUUCUUCCUUCUCCACAGCUCGGUGCGAAAGAGAGCAAGAGUCCGGAAUCGGGACCGCAAUCGAACAACUCCAAAGCCGCCAAAGUUGAAAGUGCGAUAGAGUACAUUAAGCAGCUCCAGAAACAGUGCUUAGACAAGGACAAGCUGCUGGACCUGAAGGACCAAGAAAUGGAGGCUUUGCGCAAAGAGUUGGCGACUCUGAGACGGAGCAGCUCUGGUGGACAGAAUUCAACUCCUGAGGCAGUUAUGCAAACCACGGAAGUGAGCUCUAGUCCUUCAAGGGAGAACGGAACCUGAACGAGUAACGACCACCACGACUUUGAUAUUUUAUGGUUUUCCAGCAUGCAGCCGAGUGGCAGGCAGGUCUACGAGGUACGCAUAUCAAGAGGCACACACAUCCUUCAACUUCGUAUACAUUAGCCAGAGCAGCCUACUCCCCAGUACUUGCAGCUCUCAUCCUCUCCGGCGCAUAGGAGGGAAGACGUAUUGGGUAGACGCUGCAGUAGUACUUUUCCCCGGGCGUAUCUUUGCAAACACUAAAGCAUCUGGAGUAAUCUGCGCAUACCGAACAUUUGUACGAC
This is a messenger RNA of Trematosphaeria pertusa, 2481 nucleotides long. RefSeq lists its product as uncharacterized. Bases 176 to 2197 code for a protein of 673 amino acids. Gene Ontology annotation, molecular function: protein dimerization activity. The transcript has 3 exons. The record is from RefSeq and is a predicted model, not a curated record. NCBI's taxonomy places the organism in Eukaryota, Fungi, Ascomycota, Dothideomycetes, Pleosporales, Trematosphaeriaceae.